This is a messenger RNA of Lasiodiplodia theobromae, 594 nucleotides long. RefSeq names its product BTB/POZ domain containing protein. Gene Ontology annotation, molecular function: protein binding. The record is from RefSeq and is a predicted model, not a curated record. Lineage: Eukaryota; Fungi; Ascomycota; Dothideomycetes; Botryosphaeriales; Botryosphaeriaceae. The transcript has 3 exons. Bases 1 to 594 code for a protein of 197 amino acids.
AUGGAUUGUCUGCGCAGGCUCUUUAACUCACCUCAGUACUCCGACCUGAAGAUCAGCAGCGGCGACGGCACAGUCUAUCAUGUACACAAGAGCAUCGUCUGUACCCAGAGCGAGUUCUUCGCGAAUGCAUGCAAUCUAGAACCCGGCUUCAAGGAAUCUCAAGAUGGCGUUAUUGACCUCACUCACGAGGAUCCACGCAUGGUCGAAGUCGUCCUCACCUUCUUUUACCAUCACGACUACUAUCGCUCCUCCGAAUGGACCCCUCUUUUCCAUACCCAAUGGCGCUUAGAGCUGGCGCUGCUUGACAGCAGCUUGAAAGAUGGUACAUUCUCAGCGACAGUGGCAGCUAUCUACGCACUUCCGCCCGUGAAAAACCAAAAACUUCGAGAGAUCGCCGCAAAAGUGGCUGCGAGGAAUUAUAGCAAGCUGAAAAAGGCCAAGGUGUUCACGAAGAUGGCCUGGGAGAUAGAGGAUAUCAGCAUGGAUGUGGCCGUGGCGUUGCAAGAUGUCGAGGACGCGGGCAAGGAAGCUAGAGUGGAGAAAGUGGAGAGAAGACUGGUACUGCGGGAGGCUCCCCUCAGCGAGAGUGUUUAG